UUGACAUAUGCUCGCACGUCCUCUUUCAUACACAACCCCUCUUCUUCUCCACCUUCUCUCCAUUUUCUCUUUCUCUCUACUUCUACUCCUCUUUCUCCAUCUGCAACUCAUAUCUUUCCAAAAGUGAUCAAGAUCAACAAAACAUCCAAUUCUUGAUUCGACCCUUCUUUCCUCGCUUAAUUUCUUGUAAAUAUAUAUAGUUUAUAGAGCAUAUAUAUAAACAUGAAGCGAGGUCUAGAUCAGAUGACGAGAAGCUAUAAUGAUCAUGAAAGCAGUCAAGAAACCGGACCCGACUCACCAAAUUCUUCAACCUUCAACGACAUGAAAGCUCUCAUCUCUUCUCAUUCACCUAAAAGAAGUAGGAGAUCUGUAGAGAAGAGAGUAGUGAACGUACCGAUGAAAGCAUUGGAAGGAUCUCGGCACAAAGGAGACACAACUCCGCCGUCAGAUUCAUGGGCUUGGCGUAAGUACGGCCAAAAGCCCAUUAAGGGAUCUCCUUACCCUAGAGGUUAUUACCGCUGUAGUAGCACCAAAGGUUGUCCGGCUAGGAAGCAAGUCGAAAGAAGCAGAGACGAUCCAACGAUGAUCCUCAUCACUUACACUUCUGAGCAUAACCAUCCUUGGCCUCUCACGUCUUCCUCUAGAAAUGGACCUAAAACAAAACCCGAGCCCAAACCCGAACCAGAGCCUGAGGUGGAGCGUGAGGUGGAGCCAGAGGUGGAGGAAGAAGAUAAUAAGUUUAUGGUUCUUGGAAGGGAGAUUGAAACAACUCCGUCAUGUGUCGACGAGUUCGCGUGGUUUACGGAGAUGGAGACAACGUCUUCAACGAUUCUUGAAAGUCCGAUAUUCUCAUCGGAGAAAAAGACUGCUGUCUCGGCUGCUGCGGAUGACGUUGCGGUGUUCUUUCCGAUGGGAGAGGAGGAUGAGUCUUUGUUCGCCGAUCUCGGCGAGUUGCCGGAGUGUUCGGUGGUGUUUCGUCACCGGAGUAGCGUAGUUGGGUCACAAGUCGAGAUCUUUUGACACGUGGUGGUAUUGUAUUGGAUAUUGUUGUCGCUCACAUGGGAAGCGUUGUACGCACGGCGUUUUUUUAUAAUUUAGUUUCUCAACGGUAAUCAAUAAAUCAUCAUAUAAGAGACUCUCUUUCUCUAUACGUUGUUAUGAAAUGCAAAAAAAAAAAAAAAAGGAAGAAUGAUUCGAUUUUGUAAUUCCUUUUUUUGUUUCUUACUUAUGAUUCUCUACUCUUUGAGAAUUCACCUUUUACUCUAUUUAUUUGUUUCGGGGGUUUUUCUUCUUUUACUAGUUUCUUUUAAGGGUUAAAUUAUUGCAAUGUAGUUAGCUGAAUAAAAAUGGCUGUCAUUUUUAUGUAUAUGUAAUCGAUGUCAAUCUUAUUUGUUUUUAUCUA
Molecule: messenger RNA, 1402 nt
Organism: Camelina sativa (false flax)
Lineage: Eukaryota; Viridiplantae; Streptophyta; Magnoliopsida; Brassicales; Brassicaceae
Source: RefSeq, a predicted model, not a curated record